Coregonus sp. 'balchen' is the source of this 15249-nucleotide messenger RNA. The record is from the annotation of a GenBank genome assembly. Lineage: Eukaryota; Metazoa; Chordata; Actinopteri; Salmoniformes; Salmonidae.
AUGAGGUGAAAAGUGCCGUUGUAUAGCUAGGAGGACACAUAAGCUUAACUGCUGCCAUCUAGUGAUGGAACUGCAUGAGAAAGACACAUACCCAACUCACAUACACUCAACAGUCAGGGACUGUAGCCAGGAUCAUAUAGAAAAGUUACAGAUCUAGUAGGUCUGUAAAGGAUUAACAUAUUGAAAAAGUAAAGUGUCAUGUUGUACAACGUUCCCUGAAUAUCGCUAUUCACCAAGUCGCUAUUGCUUGGCUCUUGUGUAUAAAUAUCAUUAGAAUAAUAUGUCCUAAUAAGUUUGUCAUUCUUCUCCUCUUCUGUGGUAAUGGUGACUGUGUGGUAAUACUGUAGUAUAUGUCACGUGGUAAUUGGUUGUGUUAAUGGCGUGUUGUCUCUGUCCCGUGCGUGCGUGCGUGCGUGCGUGCGUGCGUGCGUGCGUGCGGUGACUGUUCUCAGGGUUUCCCAGAGUCAGGUGGGUCAGAACUUUACCUUUGUGCUGACGGACAUCGAGAGCAAGCAGAGGUUUGGCUUCUGCAGACUCACCUCCGGCUGCCGCGUCUGCAUCUGUCUGCUCAGGUACUACCCACAUUACCUACAAACAAGGAAGCUUAUUCUCUGGCUACUGACCGAUUGCGUCAAUCAGUUACGCAAUCAAGUUUUGUAUUUGUAUUAUUUUUUUUAGAAAUUUAUUUAAUCACAAUUAUCCCCUAUAUGAGGAAAGACAUGUAUAUUGUUGACACAUUAGUUAUUCAUAAAUAAAUACAAUUUGAAGUUGCAAUAUCCUCACUUCACUCUUAUAAUAUCCAGAUUAUAUUUCUUAAUUGAUUGUAGAGACGGUGAGGGUUUGGAAGUGAAGGAACUCAUAUAGAUGAUGAAGAGUAAAAAUUGUGCUCUUUGGAAGCAAUAUGCAUCCAAUUGUUUCUCAUGGCAAUGACAGAAUAAUACACUCCUGAAUUCCGUUUUAAUUUGGUCCCUAUAAUAUUAUUCUUUUUUUUUUUUUAUAUCCAGGGCAGUCAAAAAAGUACAACCUAUUAUUGACAGCUAUAAAGAAUUGUUUUAGUAGUAGAUUGAAGAUUGUAGGUUCAACUCCCUCUCGAGAUAUUGUUUAGCACGGAUUUAUCUCAAAUAUUAUGUCAUUCAUUAUUAUUAUUAUUAUUGAACAUGAAAGAUAUCUAAUUAAAAAUACAUUUUAAAAAUGUUUUAUUGAUUUUUAAUAGGACGUUUGAAACUAAACCACAUUUUAUGUUAACAAUUGACAAUGUCCUUUUAAUAAGAAACAUUUCAUUAGUAAAACAAUAUAGUUGAAUGAACCACAGCAGUAAUGGGAAUUUGCACAGUCAAAUAAACAAUAAUGAAAAAAAAAAAAAAAAGAUUUUCGGAGGAUAAUGACGACAGUCGCAGGGUUGAUCUUGUUCUUGAUGAGCUGCUGUCGAGAUGAGCUGUACCCUCCCCUCAACUCCCCCGGACAGCCACCACCAUGCCCUUUGUUUCCCGCGCGCUCCUCGUUAUAUACAGCUACUGGCAUAGAAGCGCGGCGAAGGAAGCCGCUUGGCCCAUAAUUAUGCAUGAAGCCUCGCUGCCAAUUAGCAGAGACUCCCAUGCCCCUCUGUCUGAGUCCCACAUGCUAAUUCAUUUGACAUAUGAUGUAUACAAUUCAUUAUGCAUUCUGAGUAGUUUGCAUGCCUUGAUUCAUUCAUCAUAAGAAAUGUAUAGAAAGUUUGUAUUAUUCUGUGUGUGUGUGUGUGUGUGUGUGUGUGUGUGUGUGUGUGUGUGUGUGUGUGUGUGUGUGUGUGUGUGUGUGUGUGUGUGUGUGUGUGUGUGUGUGUGUGUGUGUGUGUGUGUGUGUGUGUGUGUGUGUGUGUGUGUGUGUGUGUGUGUUUUAAAAACUUCACAGUUAUUUGUUUUUGUGACCAGUUUGGGGGAAAAGAUUAGUGAAAAUAUUUUAAAACAUAAUAACAAAGAUGCAUAUUUUAGAUAUCUCAUGGUUUAUAUAUGUGAAAUAUGAACAAAUCAAAUGUAAUUUUUCGCAUCAGUGACAGAGAGAGCAAAGACCUGGUCCCAAGUUAAUUCUUUCGUUUUUCGUUGUUUUUCAAAAUGCACAACUUGGAAGAAGUUGGUAAUUCUUAGAUAAGCAAUCCAAGUUGUGAUCAUAUUGAAUAAUCUUUUUAAAUCUAUGUUGUGAUCAUAUAUAACAGAUAAGGUUAAAACAUUAGACGAUCAACAAAGGUCCCUGCGAGGAGGCUUCUAGCCAGCUACCUUCAUUUAGAGUGUUUGUUCCCCGGAUAUAAAACAAUGGUAAUUAAAACCGUUUGUGUCCCUGUGAUUGUUGAAGUGCUGGGACUAUAAAAUUGUCACCUAUGCUUACACAAGGAAGUGGCUUAAUGACUAGGACAGUUUUAUAUGGCAUGGGCUUUGUAGUGCUGCGGCUAAAGGCCCGGCCAAAAGGGCCAUGCUACCUUCAGGCCAAAACCUUUUUAAAGAGGCAGAAUGCUUCGAUUUUACAAUCUUUCUUCCUUCCCCUCGACCCCAUCCUCCUCCUCUUCUUUCCGUUGGUAAUUCUCUCACAUUUAGGGAGAAACCGCCUUCGGACAUGUGAGAGAGGUUGCUGAUGAAAAAAGGCGGUUUCCUUGAUUUUAUUUUGCGGCUGAGAAUUGGGUUCCCUUUUAGGGAUGUUGGCGCUCCCGUUAGUGGUCACUGAGCGGGACGCCGGAGGGCAUUUCCUUCCCAGUAGUUAACCUCUAACCCGGGAAAGUAAAGGUGUAAUCAAAUCUUCCAGUGAGCCAGCUACAAGGUGCAAGUUGACUGGGUGUAGAGGGAGAUUUUAAGAUCCAUCCAGGGAAUAGGAAUAACAACCAACAGGUACUUUAUGGCGGCAAACAGCGGAGACGCGGCUACGUCGUUAAAAAUGUGUAGUUUACUAAUCACAUGACAACCUAACCAAACAUAUACAGGUAUUUAUUUGCCCUAAAAUGGAUUGAGAUAUUGCAGUUGGUUUAUACUGAUAAUAUCCCUACGCCAGAAAACAAAACUCUCAUCUCUCUGUUGCAAUUUGUGUUGUUGGUAAUUACAUAAUUUAUGUCCUUACAAAAACACCAGUUAAUUGAUUUGAGCUUUUAGACAAUAUUUGUUUUAAACAGAAUUAUAAUAAAGAAGAUUUGAUCACUUCCACUGCUAGCUCUAUAUCUUCUGACCAUCCCUGUGUAGUGUUCUGGUUGAUAGAGAGUCUGAGGGGUUGUGUUGUGGUAGGGGAUACAGUCGGAGGGGUUGUGAGUGGGCCACAGAUUAACUGGUUUACUCUGUGAGUAUACAGUACUUUGAAGGAACAUGUGUGUUUAAAACGGCUGGAGAGCUAGCCAAGCCCCCACACACAGUGAUGGAUGUCUCUCUAUCUGGGGAUUUAGGAAACACAAACAAGCCUAAGCCGCUAACUGGGGAGAGGAGCAGUGCUUACUGACAUAGCUUCAUUUAAGAAAAAAGAAACGCAUACCACAGAAAAUACCUCAGCCUAAUUUUGCUAAGGUUAGAUGUGGUCUAGUAUCCCUAUCCGGCUAUCAUGAUAAAUUGCGGUUCGCUGCUCGCUGCUACACCAAUAAUUUAUUUGUCUCUAAAACAAAAGAUUACAGCCUGGUCAUUAAAGAGUGUGAUGGUUGAGAGGGCUGUGAUGGUUGAGAGGGCUGUGAGGCCUGCCAAGGAGAGGCUGACAUGACAGACGGGGAGAGUGAGAGAGGCCUAUUUAAAUAUACCCUCACAUGGGAUAUGUAAAGGAUUAGCGUCCAGGAGCCUAGCUUCUUAAACAAAGGGCCAGAGGAGACUUAUUAUGACUAUUUCAGUGACCUUCUCAGAUUUUUUUUUUUUUAAUUAGCAUUUUUGGGUUGUAUUGAUAAACUUCAACACACCCACAGCUCAUAAAAAUAUCCACUGCUGUUUGUUUGGCAACAUGGCAUAUUUAUGUCUUUAGGUUUCUGUUUUUAAUGUCCAGUCAGCAUGUGAAUUUUGUAGAUAACACACGCAUGUUACGUUUGGGUUUGGAGAGUGUGUGACCUGAUUACGGUGAGAUCUUCAUGCGGACGUCAAAAUAUUGGCAUGUUAAGAAUCUGAUUGUUUCAGGUUAAUGGUCACUCAGGCCCCCUGAUGGGUGCGCUUGGCUGCACUUGCCCGGGAACCGCCGUGUCAUUGGCCCCUUGCGGAUUUAGCGAUAUUAAAAUUUGCAUUAGGUUGACUUUGUUUUCUUGUUGUGUGUUAAUUCCAGUCUGCAGAGCAGCCAGUGACCCAUGCCAUGAGAACUACCCAGCAUCCCCCUGUCUCUACAGGACUUCCCUGGCUAAUAAAAGUCCCUCAGCCAAGCCCUACACACACACACACAGUUUUUACUGGGGAUUACAAAUCAAACGUUUUAUUGUAAUCUCUUUAGAAUUAUUUUGUAUUAGCCUACUACUUCAUCAAGUCAGCUUAGAGACAGUAUUUUAAAGUUUCAAAGUGAUUUUUUUUGUGUGGUAAUUUUUUGUUAGCCAGGUAGCCAUUUCAAUUUAACAACCAACUUUUGUUAAUGCAUCAUGCCCACACAUUCUGUUUAAUGUAAGUUGAAUUUUGACCGUAUUCAUUCAUUCAUUCAUUCAUUCAUUCAUUCAUUCAUUCAUUCAUUCGUUCAUUUGUUCUUAAUUUCAACCUUCAUUCAGUUAUUGAAAGUUAAUGAAGCAUCUAUUUAUUUGUUGUUUAAGUGCAGAAUGACAAGGAAAGCAUAAUCCACUGUCAUUAUGCCAGACAUUUUCUAAAAUACAUGUAAGCUGAAUAAAAAUGUAAUAACUCACAUCGGUACCCCACCACGUUUUGAUUAUUUGAUUGCAUAACAUUAUAAAUGAACUGAGCUCUCUUUUCUGAGCAACCUUCAAGCCAAAACAAAAUUCUAGCCACAUUCCACCUCAAAAGUCAAAUAUCUCUGCCAAGAACGUGUCAACCUUAUCAAGAGAGCCAUGUUGCAGAUGCAUUUGGCUUCUGGUGGGUGUAUUUUGCGAUUAGCUAUAACACAAACACUACAGUAUAAAUUAUUUUUAGUUUGUUAAUUUUAUUUAUUUAUUUAACAUUAAUUAGGUAAGGAAAAACCAGAAGGAAUGUCUAUUUUUAAAGUAAAAAGGCGGUGGGGUAUUGCUUCUCUCCCUCUGUGCGUCUGUGUGUUGGCUUGGGCUGAGCCUGGGAUGUGUAUCUGGGAUCAUUAUGUAAACCAAGGCAUCCCUCCUCCACCUCUACCACAGCUCUCGCUGGCCCAGUCAUGUUGGGUUGAAGAACUAAAGCCCUGUCUCUACCUCCUCUACCCACCACCUUUAAACUAAAGCCCUGUCUCUGCUCUCUACCUCCUAUACCCACCACCUUUAAACUAAAGCCCUGUCUCUCCCCCCCUACCCCCACCUUUAAACUAAAGCCCUGUCUCACCCUCUACCCUCCCUACCCCCACUUUAAACUAAAGCCCUGUCUCUACCACCACUCCUCUACCCACCAACCUUAAACUAAAGCCCUGUCUCUACUCUCUACCUCCUCUACCCACCACUUUAAACUAAGCCCUGUCUCUACCCUACCGUCCUCUACCCACCCCCUUUAAACUAAAGCCCUGCCCCUACCCUCCCCUCACCCACCACCUUUAAACUAAGCCCUGUCCUGUUUACCUCCCUACCCACCACCUUUAAACUAAAGCCCUGUCCGCUCUCUACCUCCUCUAACCCACCACCUUUAAACUAAGCCCUGUCUCCCUCUACUCCUCUACCCACCACCUUAAACUAAAGCCUGCUCUACCUCCUCUACCCCACCACCACCUUAAACUAAGCCUGUCUCUGCUCUCUAACCCUCUCUACCCACACCUUUAAACUAAGCCCUGUCUCUACCUCCUCUACCCCCAACCCACCACCUUUAAACUAAAGCCCUGUCUCUGCUCUCUACCUCCUCUACCCACCACUUUAAACUAAGCCCUGUCUCUGCUCUCUACUCUCCUACCCCACCAACCUUUAAAACUAAAGCCCUGUCUCUACCUCCUCUACCUCCUCGACCCAAACCACCUUUAAACUAAAGCCUGUCUCUACCUCCUCUACUCCCCCCCUUUAAACUAAAGCCCUGUCUCUGCCCACCUCCUCUACCACCACAUUUAAACUAAAGCCCUGUCUCUACUCUCUACCCUCCUCUACCCACCACCUUAAACUAAAGCCCUGUCUCUACUCCUCUACUACCUCCUCGACCCACCACCUUAAACUAAAGCCCUGUCUCUACCUCCUCUACCCACCCACCUUUAAACUAAACCCUGUCUACUCUCUACCUCCUCUACACCCCCACCUUUAACUAAAGCCCUGUCUCUACUCUACCUCCUCUACCCACCACCUUUAACUAAAGCCCUGUCCUCGCUCUCUACCCUCUCUACCCACCACCUUUAAACUAAAGCCCUGUCUUUUCUACCUCCUCUACCCACCACCUUUAAACUAAGCCCUGUCUCUCUCUAACCUCCUCUACCCCCACCUUUAAACUAAAGCCCUGUCUCCCUCUACCUCCUCUACCCACCACCUUUAAACUAAAGCCUUCUCUGCUCUCUACCUCCUCUACCCACCACCUUCUAAACUAAAGCCCUGUCCUCUACUCUCUACCCCCUCCUCUACCCACCACCUUUAAACUAAAGCCCUGUCUCUGCUCUCUACCCCUCUACCCACCACCUUUAAACUAAAGCCCUGUCUCUGCUCUCUAACCUCCUCUACCCACCACCUUUAAACUAAACCCCCUGUCUCUCCUCCUCUAACCUCCUCUACCCACCCACCUUUAAACUAAGCCCUGUCUCUGCUCUCUACUCCUCUACCCACCACCUUUAAACUAAAGCCCUGUCUCUACCUCCUCUACCCCCACCUUUUUAAACUAGCCUGUCCUCUACUCUCUACCCACCACCUUUAAACUAAAGCCCUGUCUCUACCUCCCCCUCUACCCACCACCUUUAAACAAAAGCCCUGUCUCUACUCCUCUCUACCCACCACCUUUUAAAACUAGCCCUGUCUCUACUCUCUACCUACCCCCCCACCCUUUAAACUAAAGCCCUGUCUCUACCCCUCUACCUCCUCUACCCACCCCCUUUUUAAAACUAAAGCCCUGUCUCUACCUCCUCUACCCACCACCUUUAAACUAAACCCCUGUUCCUCUCUACCUCCUCUAACCCACCACCUUUAAACUAAAGCCCUGUCUCUGCUUUCUCAAACCUCCUCUCCCCCACCUUUAAACUAAAGCCCUGUCUCUACCUCUACUUCCUCUAACCCACCACCUUUAAACUAAAGCCCUGUCUCUACCUCCUCUACCCACCACCUUUAAACUAAAGGCCUGUCUCUACCUCCUCUACCCACCACCUUUAAACUAAAGCCCUGUCUCUACUUCAACCUCCCUCCUCACCACCUUUAAACUAAAGCCCUGUUUUCUGCUCUCUACCCUCCUCUAAUCCACCACCUUUAAACUAAAGCCCUGUCUCUACCUCCUCUACCCACCACCUUUAAACUAAAGCCUGUCUUGCUCUACCUCCUCUACCUACCACCUUUAAACUAAAGCCCUGUCUCUGCUCUCUACCCUCCUCUACCCACCACCUAUAAACUAAAGCCCUGUCCUUUUACCUCCUCUACCACCACCUUUAAACUAAGCCCUGUCUCUACCUCCUCUACCCUCCUCUACCUCUACCCACCACCUUUAAACUAAGCCCUGUCUCUGCUCCUCUAACCUCCUCUACCCACCACCUUUAAACUAAAGCCCUGUCUCUGCCUCCCUACCUCCUACCCACCACCUUAUAAACUAAAGCCCUGUCCUCUACCUCCUCUAACCCCCACCUUUAAACUAAAGCCCUGUCUCUAGCCUCCUCUACCCACCACCUUUAAACAAAAAGCCCUGUCUCUAACCUCCUCAAACCCACCACCUUUUAAACUAAAGCCCUGUCUCUCUACCCCCCCUCCUCUAAUCCACACCACUUUAAACUAAAGCCCUGUCUCUACCCUCCUCUCCCACACCUUUAAACUAAAGCCCUGUCUCUACCUCCUCAAACCCACCACCUUUAAACUAAAGCCCGUCCUGUCUCUACCCUCUACCUCCUCUACCCCCCACCACCUUUAACUAAAGCCCUUCCUCUUACCUCCUCUAACCCACCACCUUUAAACUAAAGCCCGUCUCUACCUCUUCUAUACCCACCACCUUUAACUAAAGCCCUGUCUCUGCUCUCUACCCCUCUACCCACCACCUUUAAACUAAAGCCCUGCCCUCUACCUCUACUCUCUACCUCCUACCACCCACCUUUAAACUAAAGCCCUGUCCUCUACCCUCCUCUACCCACCACCUUUAAACUAAAGCCCUGUCUCCUCUCCCUCUACUCCUCUACUCCCUACCACCUUUAAAAAACCCUGCCCUUACCUCUAUCCACCACCUUUAAACUAAAGCCCUGUCUCUACCUCCUCCUCACCCCCACCUUAAACUAAAGCCCUGUCUUUGCUCUCUACUCCUCUACCCACCACCUUUAAACUAAAGCCCCGUUCUUCUACCUCCUCUCCCACCCCACCUUUAAACUAAAGCACCGCCCUCAACCUCCUCUACCCACCACCUUUAAACUAAGCCCUGUCUCUACCUCCUCUACCUCCUCUAACCCACCACCUUUAAACUUAAGCCCUGUCUCUACCCCCCUCUACCCACCACCUUUAAACUAAAGCCCUGUCUCUAGCUCCUCUACCCACCACCUUAAACUAAGCCCUGUCUCUACCUCUCUCCUUUACCCACCACCCUUUAAACUAAAGCCCGUCUCUACCCUACCUCCUCUACACCCACCACCUUUAAACUAAAGCCCUGUCUCUAUCCCUCCUCUACCCACCACCUUUAAACUAAAGCCCUGUCUCUACCUCCUCUACCUCCUCCUCUACCCACCACCUUUAAACUAAAGCCCUGUCUCUACCUUACCCUCCUCUACCCACCACCUUUAAUCUAAAGCAUGUCUCUGUCUCUAACCUCCUCUACCCACCACCUUUAAACUAAGCCCUGUCUCUCCCUCCUCUACCCUCCUCCCUCUACCCACCACCUUUAAACUAAAGCCUGUCUCUACCUCCUCUCUCUCUACCCACCACCUUAAACUAAAGCCCUGUCCUCUACCCCUCCCUACCUCCUCUACACCCACCACCUUUAAACUAAAGCCCUGUCUCUACCUCCUCUAUCCACCACCUUUAAACUAACCCUGUCUCUAACCUCCUCUUCCACCACCUUUAAACUAAAGCCCUGUCUUUGCUCUCUAGCUCCCUCUACCCACCCCUUUAAACUAAAGCCCGUCUCUACCUCCUCUACCCACCACCUUAAACUAAAGCACCGUCUCACCUCCUCUACCCACCACCUUUAAACUAAAGCCCUGUCUCUCCCUCCUCUACCUCCUCUACCCACCACCUUUAAACUAAGCCCUUCUCUGCUCUCUACCCCCUUUAACCCACCACCUUUAAACUAAAGCCCUGUCUUUCUACCUCCUCUACCCACCACCUUUAAACUAAAGCCCUGUCUCUGCUCUCUACCUCCUCUACCCACCACCUUUAAACUAAAGCCCUGUCUCUACUCUCUACCUCCUCUACCCACCACCUUUAAACUAAAGCCCUGUCUCUACCUCCUCUACCCACCACCUUUAAACUAAAGCCCUGUCUUUGCUCUCUAGCUCCUCUACCCACCACCUUUAAACUAAAGCCCCGUCUCUACCUCCUCUACCCACCACCUUUAAACUAAAGCACCGUCUCAACCUCCUCUACCCACCACCUUUAAACUAAAGCCCUGUCUCUACCUCCUCUACCUCCUCUACCCACCACCUUUAAACUAAAGCCCUGUCUCUGCUCUCUACUACCACCUCCUCUACCCCACCACUUUAAACUAAAGCCCUGUCUCUACCCCCCUCUACCCACCCACCUUUAACUAAAGCCCUGUCUCUACCCUCCUCAAACCCACCACCUUUAAACUAAAGCCCUCUCUGUCUCUACCUCCUCUACCCACCACCUUUAAACUAAAGCCCUGUCUCUACUCUCUACCUCCUCUACCCACCACCUUUAAACUAAAGCCCUGCCCUCUACCUCCUCCCCCCUAUACCCAACCACCUUUAAACUAAAGCCCUGUCUUUGCUCUCUAGCUCCUCAAACCCACCACCUUUAAACUAAACCCCUUUGUCUCUACCUCCUCUACCCACCACCUUUAAACUAAAGCCCUGUCCUCUGCUCUCCUCCCCUCCUCUAUACCCACCACCUUCAACUAAAGCCCUGUCUCCUCUAACCUCCUUACCCACCACUUUAAACUAAAGCCCUGUCUCUGCUCUCUACCUCCUCUACCCCCCACCUUCAAACUAAAGCCCUGUCUCUACCUCCUCUACCCACCACCUUUAAACUAAACCCUUCUGCUCUCUACUACCUCCUCUACCCACCACCUUUAAACUAAAGCCCUGUCUCUACCCAUUUUCUCUACCUCCUCUACCCACCACCUUUAAAAACUAAAGCCCUGUCUCUACCCUCCUCUACCCCCACCUUUAAACUAAACCCCUGUCUCUACCUCCUCUACCCACCACCUUUAAACUAAGCCCUGUCUCUACCGUCCUCUAACCCACCACCUUUAAACAAAAGCCCUGUCUCUACAUCCUCUACCUCCUCUAACCACCACCUUUAAACUAAAUGCCCUGUCUCUAACCUCCUCUAACCCACCACCUUUAAUCUAAAGCCAUGUCUCUGCUCUCUACCUCCUCUACCCACCACCUUUAAACUAAAGCCCUGUCCACUCUACCCUACCCUCUCUACCUCCUCUACCCACCACCUUUAAACUAAAGCCCUGUCUCUACCUCCUCAAAACCCACCACCUUUAAACUAAAGCCCUGUCUCUACUCUCCUUACCUCCUCUAACCCACCACCCUUUAAACUAAAGCCCUGUCUCUACCUCCUCUAUCCACCACCUUUAAACUAAAGCCCUGUCUCUACCUCCUCUACCCACCACCUUUAAACUAAAGCCCUGUCUCUUGCUCUCUACUCCUCUACCCACCACCUUUAAACUAAAGCCCCUGUCUCUACCCUCCUCUACCCACCACCUUUAAACUAAAGCAACCGUCUCAACCUCCUCUAUCCCCUACCCACCACCUUUAACUAAAGCCCUGUCUCUACCUUCCUCUACCCACCACCUUUAAACUAAAGCCCUGUCUCUACCCUCCUCCUACCCACCACCUUUAAACUAAAGCCCUGUCUCUGCUCUCUACCCCCUCUACCCACCACCUUUAAACUAAAGCCCUGUCUCUACUCUCUACCUCCUCUACCCACCACCUUUAAACUAAAGCCCUGUCUCUACCUCCUCUACCCACCACCUUUAAACUAAAGCCCUGUCUCUACCUCCUCUACCUCCUCUACCCACCACCUUUAAACUAAAGCCCUGUCUCUACCUCCUCUACCCACCACCUUUAAACUAAAGCCCUGUCUCUGCUCUCUACCUCCUCUACCCACCACCUUUAAACUAAAGCCCUGUCUCUACCUCCUCUACCCACCCCCUUAAACUAAAGCCCUGUCUCUGCUCUCUACCUCCUCUCUAACCCACCACCUUCAACUAAAGCCCUGUCCUCUCCCACCUUCCUCUACCCACCACCUUUAAACUAAAGCCCUGUCUCUGCUCUCUACCUCCUCUACCCACCACCUUCAAACUAAAGCCCUGUCUCUACCUCCUCUACCCACCACCUUUAAACUAAGCCCGGGCCCUCUACCUCCCUCCUACCCACCACCUUUAAACUAAAGCCCUGUCCCUACCUCCUCUACCACCACCUUUAAACUAAAGCCCUGUCUCUACCUCCUCUACCCACCACCUUUAAACUAAGCCCUGUCUCUGCUCUCUUACCUCCCUCUACCCACCACCUUCAAACUAAAGCCCUGCCCGUCUACCUCCUCUACUAACCCACCACCUUUAAACUAAACCCCUGUCUCUGCUCUCUACCUCCUCUACCCCCACCUUUAAACUAAAGCCCUGUCUCUACCCCUCCUCUACCCACCACCGUUAAACUAAAGCCCUGUCUCUUGCUCUCUACCUCCUCUACCCACCACCUUUAAACUAAAGCCCUGUCUCUACCUCCUCUACCCACCACCUUUAAACUAAAGCCCUGUCUCUACCUCCUCUACCCUCCUCUACCCACCACCUUUAAACUAAAGCCCUGUCUCUACCUCCUCUAUCCACCACCUUUAAACUAAAGCCCUGUCUCUCCCUCCUCUACCCACCACCUUUAAACUAAAGUCCUGUCUUUGCUCUCUAGCUCCUCUACCCACCACCUUUAAACUAAAGCCCUGUCUCUACCUCCUCUACCCACCACCUUUAAACUAAAGCACCGUCUCAACCUCCUCUACCCACCACCUUUAAACUAAAGCCCUGUCUCUACGUCCUCUACUCCUCUACCCACCACCUUUAAACUAAAGCCUGUCCUGCUCUCUACCUCCUCUACCCACCACCUUUAAACUAAAGCCCUGUCUCUACCUCCUCUACCCACCACCUUUAAACUAAAGCCCUGUCUCUACCUCCUCUACCCACCACCUUUAAACUAAAGCCCUGUCUCUGCUCUCUACCUCCUCUACCCACCACCUUUAAACUAAAGCCCUGUCUCUACUCUCUACCUCCUCUACCCACCACCUUUAAACUAAAGCCCUGUCUCUACCUCCUCUACCCACCACCUUUAAACUAAAGCCCUGUCUUUGCUCUCUAGCUCCUCUACCCACCACCUUUAAACUAAAGCCCCGUCUCUACCUCCUCUACCCACCACCUUUAAACUAAAGCACCGUCUCAACCUCCUCUACCCACCACCUUUAAACUAAAGCCCUGUCUCUCCCUCCUCUACCUCCUCUACCCACCACCUUUAAACUAAAGCCCUGUCUCUGCUCUCUACCUCCUCUACCCACCACCUUUAAACUAAAGCCCUGUCUCUACCUCCUCUACCCACCACCUUUAAACUAAAGCCCUGUCUCUACCUCCUCUACCCACCACCUUUAAACUAAAGCCCUGUCUCUACUCUCUACCUCCUCUACCCACCACCUUUAAACUAAAGCCCUGUCUCUGCUCUCUACCUCCUCUACCCACCACCUUCAAACUAAACCCUGUCUCUACCCUACCCCUAUAACCCACCACCUUUAAACUAAAGCCCUGUCUCUGCUCUCUACCUCCUCUACCCACCACCUUCAAACUAAAGCCCUGUCUCUACCUCCUCUACCCACCACCUUUAAACUAAAGCCCUGUCUCUGCUCUCUACCUCCUCUACCCACCACCUUCAAACUAAAGCCCUGUCUCUACCUCCUCUACCCACCACCUUUAAACUAAAGCCCUGUCUCUACCUCCUCUACCCACCACCUUUAAACUAAAGCCCUGUCUCUACCUCCUCUACCCACCACCUUUAAACUAAAGCCCUGUCUCUACCUCCUCUACCCACCACCUUUAAACUAAAGCCCUGUCUCUGCUCUCUACCUCCUCUACCCACCACCUUCAAACUAAAGCCCUGCCCUCUACCUCCUCUACCCACCACCCUUUAAACUAAGCCCGUCUCUCUUCUCUACCUCCUCUACCCACCACCUUUAAACUAAAGCCCUGUCUCUACCUCCUCUACCCACCACCUUUAAACUAAAGCCCUGUCUCUGCUCUCUAACCUCCUCUACCCACCACCUUUAAACUAAAGCCCUGUCUCUACCUCCUCUACCCACCACCGUUAAACUAAAACCCUGUCUCUACUCUCUACCUCCUCUACCCACCACCUUUAAACUAAAGUCCUGUCUCUACCUCCUCUAUCCACCACCUUUAAACUAAAGCCCUGUCUCUACCUCCUCUACCCACCACCUUUAAACUAAAGCCCUGUCUCUACCUCCUCUACCCACCACCUUUAAACUAAAGCCCUGUCUCUGCUGUCUACCUCCUCUACCCACCACCUUUAAACUAAAGCCCUGUCUCUACUCUCUACCUCCUCUACCCACCACCUUUAACCUAAAGCCCUAUCCCUAUCUUCCCUACCCACUGCCUUGAAACAGCAGACACGACAGGAGUGUGUAAAAUAUACUGUAUAACUAUUUGAGCCACAGCAGUAGGACUAUACAAUGGCUGUGUCCGUAGCUCACUUCUCAAAGGUGGGACUUUCUCUGUUUUUGUUUUAUUAAUUAUUUAGAAUUAUGACAGUCAUAGUAUAUGAAUUUGAAUUCUGGCUUGAUUGUAAACAUGUCUAUUUUGUGUUUCUCUCUCAGUUAUCUGCCCUGGUUUGAGAUCUAUUACAAGCUCCUGAACACGCUAGCAGAUUACCUAACCACAAACCAGGUGAGACUGCCUGCACAUCUCUCUACAUUACUUCUUUAAGACAUGUGGCAUUUCAUAGGACUCAGAUUUAUUUUGUUCCGGUAAUGUAGCAGAAGUCACCAACCAACAACAGACUAGUAGUACUACUAUGCUACUUUUUAAUCAGCUUAUUUUGUGGAUGAUCUUAUUUUGCAAACAGUAACAGUCCAGAUAUAUAUAUAUAUACACUACCGGUCAAAAGUUUCUUUAUUUUUACUAUUUUCAACAUUGUAGAAUAAUAGUGAAGACAUCAACACUAUGAAAUAACACAAAUGGAAUCAUGUAGUAACCAAAAAAAGUGAUGGUGAGCAGAUCGAAUCCACUCCUUCAACCCACCCCAGAGAGUGCGCCCAGAUCACCACCCCCCCGUGUCUCACCUUCCGAGACUCCAUGAACUUGAAACUUCCGACCACCUGCCCCCCUCACCCGACUUCUGCGCGAACCGCUAUUGGCAUCCUCCACCGCAAUUCGUGCACCCGCUUGCGUAGGGCAUGCCCAGUACUCCCCCGUCGGAUCGCAACUCUGCAAUCCUAUGAACGCCGUCCACCGCUCUGCCCCACACCCCCAUGGCGUGGCGCUUACCUCGCCAUCUACCGGCCGCUAACGAGCCCAUGACCCAGCAAACCUGCUCUGAUCUUUCGCGAGAGGCAGGGACCUCUCAGGCCCACAGCGCCUAGCGCUGAGUUCUCCGACCCGCCGCAGGGACCUGACCCCGCACCACCCUGACAUUGAGGUGCAUUGCGGAGACGAGAGACACCGCACGACGACGACGCGAGAGAAAGAGGAGAGAGAGAGAGAGAUCGCACGCGAGACGAGAGCGAGAACGAUUGCAGACGAGAGGAAGAACCCACCAGAGACUUCGCGCGGAACGCUCAGAGAGCACCCGAAGCAUAUGAGACAGAGCCGAGGGCCACCACGCACCCACCUCUGA